AUGGAAGGGGCCAACCAGUCAAGGUUCAAAAGAAUUUGUGUCUUCUGUGGAACCAGCUCCGGGAAGAAAGCCAGUUAUCAGGAGGCAGCUGCUGAGCUGGGCAAAGAAAUGGUGGAGAGAGGCAUUGAUUUGGUGUAUGGGGGCGGCAGCUUGGGAUUGAUGGGGCUUCUCUCGCGGGUUGUGCAUGAUGGAGGGCGCCACGUUUUAGGAGUUAUCCUCAAGGCCUUGAUGCCAGAAGAGGUAUGUGGGGAGACGGUGGGAGAAUUGAGGGUUGUGACGAACUUGCACGAAAGGAAAGCAGAGAUGGCGCGUCAAGCCGAUGCCUUCAUUGCACUGCCUGGUGGCUACGGCACCUUAGAGGAGCUUCUUGAAGUAAUCUGCUGGGCGCAACUCGGUAUCCAUACUAAGCCAGUGGGGCUUCUGAACGUGGACGGCUACUACAGUUGCUUGCUCUCAUUCAUCGACAAAGCAUUACUGGGCGAGGGCUUCAUCUCCGGAGCAGCACGUCGCAUAAUCGUCUCUGCACCAACCGCCAAUGAACUAGUGAAGAAGCUUGAGGAGUACGUUCCUCAACACGAUGACUUUGUGUCGAAAUUGAAAUGGGAGAACGAGCCAUUCGACCGGCCCGGCGUCGCACAGUAA
Nymphaea colorata (pocket water lily) is the source of this 642-nucleotide messenger RNA. RefSeq names its product probable cytokinin riboside 5'-monophosphate phosphoribohydrolase LOGL10. Lineage: Eukaryota; Viridiplantae; Streptophyta; Magnoliopsida; Nymphaeales; Nymphaeaceae. The record is from RefSeq and is a predicted model, not a curated record. Gene Ontology annotation, molecular function: hydrolase activity, hydrolyzing N-glycosyl compounds. Gene Ontology annotation, biological process: cytokinin biosynthetic process. The coding region runs from base 1 to 642 and encodes 213 amino acids. The transcript has 7 exons. Gene Ontology annotation, cellular component: nucleus; cytosol.